GCCCUUUCCUCUCCCUAAACUUUGGUUGUGUCGACUUUCUGUUUUGCAUUGAUUUGAUUGCUUCGUCUCAGCUAUGCGAGUUGGCCCCGGACUGAACACACCUCGCCCUGCACCACCACUGACUCUCCUCUUCGUCUUCCUCAUCAUUGCCACCAAAAGAGAACGUUUAUUUUGUUGUCUCGCCGUCGCUCUCUCCAGGGAGAUGUCCGCCUGCUUCCCCGGGCCUGACCCAGUUUAGGAAGAGCUUUUCCCCACGGAGCCGCAUCAAGGAAACGACAACGUUUUUUGUCGCUCUCAGGUUGUCUUUCAGUGGCAACUGUCAAAGUUGCUCCCCACUUUUAACACGGAGCUGUAUGGUGGAGGUAAUUACUAUGUCUGUUGAGCCAGGCCAAGGCAGGGACGGACGGGAGAUGCCUUCUGGCUAGCUGCGCGGAUGUUAUCUGGACAACAGCCAGGUCGAACCAACACACAUUAUUUAGCACAUUAGUCCGAAACGCAUCAUUGUGGUGUUAUCGUUAGUGUUGUUGUUGACAGUCGGUUAUCAGACAGACAGACUAUUAACAAGAAACAUGCCGAAAUAGUGGUCACUUUGUUAGCUAACCGUUAAUACCUGUCUUCGAGUCAACUAGCUAGCUAACUAACUUACAACCUUUCAGUUAUCUUACCCGCGAGGUACGACAUUAAGCUAGCUAGUCUGCUUCAACAUCAUACCAACUAAAGCCAACUGCCUGGCCUGUACUCACGGACACAACCCCCUACAGGGACUGUUGUCUGUCCAGCACAACACUACUCCUCGUGUUAAACUUCAAGUGAAUUAUUUAACGCAGCACACAAACUUGACUAACUAGCACUCAAGGGAAAAAGGUGUGUAACAGGACCAUUGAGCAGCUAAGACGUUCAAUUUGGGGUUUAAGCAGCUGCUGAACCGUGUGAACCACAACGAGGAGAAGACUGCUGACCAUGGAGGGAAACGUACAACAACAGAAAACGACACCUUUAGCCCGGGAACUGACGAGGAUAUUUAACAGCUACAACAAACACACCAUACAACUGAAGAAGAACUUAAAGGAGACGAACGCGUUUUUCCGGGAAAUAAGGCAAAAUUACAGCAAUGCUUGUGCAUCAACCAUGAGCUCGGAUGCAGCUUCUUUUGAGGCAGGCCAGCUCAGCUGCAUCUCUUUCCCAAGCCAUGAGGAAGAGUUCCUGCGUAACACAGUGGGCGCUGCCCCGUACAUUCUGGUACUCGGCCAGGACUGUGCUGCCCGCUACCAGCUGCUUAACUGCCUUCUGGGGGAGAGGUUGCUGCCACUGGGCCCAGAGGCUGGAGAGGCUUGUGAAGGAGUCCAGGGCACUGUCUGCAAGAGGCGGAAGCUGUGUUUCACCCAUGGGAGACAGACACGGCUCAGCUUGGCACUGCCGGGCCAGUAUGAGCUGGUGCACCAGCUGGCGGCUAACUGUGGUCGCUGGGACACGGUACCCCGGGAAGACCUGGAGAUCCAUGAGGAAUGUGAGGACCCGGCCCACAGGCUAGCAGAGCUGGAGAUCACCCUACAUCACCCACUGCUACAGGAAGCAAAGGUCAUGGUAGUGCCUUGUCCGAGUGUCCAGCCCAUAGAAGAGGCACUGGCAGACUGCACCCGCACUGUCAUCCCCAUCAUACUCUAUGCCAUCAACCAGGACUCCCUAAGCACAGACCAUGUGGCUGAGCUGUGGAAGGUCAAAGAGAUGCUCUCCUUUCCUAUCUGUUUUAUUCGUAUUCCUGACACAAUGCCAGCAGCCUCACCAAAACCCGGCCGCCGUGGAGAGAGGGAAAGGGAGAGAGAUAAGGAGAAGAGCGCCCUCUAUAAGCAGCUACUCUCCCUCGGCUUCCUUAGUAGCCCAGUAGGACACUGCUCCUGUGGCGCCCCUACACAGACACCCACCCCGGGUGCCAAGCCCCAGAGCGUGCUGGGUGAGGCUUUCGAAAGGCUGCAUCGAUUGCUGGUGCCUUUUACUCGUCAAGUGCUUCAAAACCAGCAGGUGGAGGCUGCAAACCUGCUUAAUGGGGUUCAUUGUCGCUGUCUAGAUCUUUUCAUCAACCAGGCCUUUGACAUGCAGAGGGACCUGCAGAUAACCCCCCGCAGAUUGGAGUACACCCGUGAGAAAGAGGGGGAACUCUUCACCUCCCUGAUGGCCAUUGCUAACCGCAAACAGGAAGAGAUGAAGGAGAUGAUUGUGGAAACACUCGGCAGCAUGAAAGAGCAGUUGCUGGAGGAUGCUGCCAAUCUGGAGUUUACAGACAUCAUCGUAACAACUAAUGGAGAGCCUGUUACAUCGAGGGAGAUCAAAUCUUGUAUCCACCAGAUCCAGGAGCUGAUAGUGGUUCGUUUGAAUCAGGCCGUGGCAAAUAAGCUGAUCAGCUCUGUGGACUACCUAAGGGAGAGCUUCGUAGGAACUCUGGAGCGGUGUCUCAACAGUCUGGAGAAGUCACACAUGGAUUCCUCUGUCCACAAUAUCACUUCCAAUCACCUCAAACAGUUAUUAAAUGCUGCCUAUCAUGUGGAGGUCACAUUUCAUUCAGGAUCUUCUGUCUCAAGACUCUUCUGGGAACAAAUCAAACAGAUAAUCCACAGGAUAACAUUUGUGAACCCUCCUGCCGUCUCUCCAGAGUGGAAGCGGAAAGUGGCCCAGGACGCCAUAGAAAGUCUCAGUGCUGCUAAACUGGCCAAAAGCAUUUGCUCCCAGUUCAGAACCCGCCUUAACAGCUCCCACGAGGCCUUCGCAGCAUCUCUGCGCCAGCUGGAGGAAGGCCACACGGGUCGUUUGGAGCGCACUGAGGACCUGUGGCUGCGCGUGAGGAAGGACCACGCCCCUCGCCUGGCCCGCCUGUCUCUGGAGAGCCGCUCACUCAGGGACGUGCUGCUGCAUGGCAAGCCUAAACUCGGGCGAGAGUUGGGUCGGGGUCAGUACGGAGUUGUGUACCUGUGUGACAGCUGGGGAGGACACUACCCAUGUGCCUUGAAGUCUGUGGUACCACCUGAUGAUAAACACUGGAACGACCUGGCGUUGGAGUUUCACUACACAAGGUCCCUGCCCAAGCACGAGCGGCUUGUGGACCUACAUGGCUCCGUGAUCGAUCACACGUAUGGAGGCGGCUCCAGCAUCGCUGUGCUGCUCAUCAUGGAGCGGCUGCACAGAGACCUCUAUACAGGCUUGAAGGCCGGUUUAUCACUGAGGGAGAGACUUCAGAUCGCCCUGGAUGUGGUGGAGGGGAUCCGCUUCCUCCACGGUCAGGGCCUCUUGCACAGAGACAUAAAGCUAAAGAAUGUUCUGCUUGACAAACAAAAUCGUGCAAAGAUCACCGAUCUGGGAUUCUGUAAACCAGAGGCCAUGAUGUCUGGCAGCAUCGUUGGAACGCCGAUCCACAUGGCUCCAGAGCUUUUUACAGGAAAGUAUGAUAACUCGGUUGAUGUUUACGCCUUCGGGAUCCUUUUCUGGUAUCUCUGCACUGGUUCAGUUAAACUCCCAGAAGCCUUUGAGAAAUGCUCCAGUAAGGACCAGCUCUGGAAUAAUGUUAAAAAAGGAGCCCGACCUGAACGGUUGCCCACUUUUGAUGAGGAAUGUUGGCAGCUGAUGGAGGCCUGCUGGAACGGGGACCCUUCCCAGAGGCCCCUGCUCGGUAUUGUGGAGCCCAGCCUGCAAAGCAUCAUGGUCCGGCUCUGCAACUGCGGCUCGGAACAGAAAAGCAGCAGCCUCGACGACUCAAACUGAAA
This is a messenger RNA of Cyclopterus lumpus (lumpfish), 3752 nucleotides long. RefSeq names its product dual serine/threonine and tyrosine protein kinase (gene dstyk). The coding region runs from base 961 to 3750 and encodes 929 amino acids. NCBI's taxonomy places the organism in Eukaryota, Metazoa, Chordata, Actinopteri, Perciformes, Cyclopteridae. Gene Ontology annotation, molecular function: protein kinase activity; ATP binding. Gene Ontology annotation, biological process: protein phosphorylation. The record is from RefSeq and is a predicted model, not a curated record. The transcript is spliced from 14 exons.